Cydia pomonella (codling moth) is the source of this 1574-nucleotide messenger RNA. Its product is annotated as alaserpin-like. The record is from RefSeq and is a predicted model, not a curated record. Lineage: Eukaryota; Metazoa; Arthropoda; Insecta; Lepidoptera; Tortricidae. The transcript is spliced from 9 exons. Bases 85 to 1257 code for a protein of 390 amino acids. Gene Ontology annotation, molecular function: serine-type endopeptidase inhibitor activity.
GGUGAGCUUGAUAUAUAAGAAUCGUACUGGCCGACCGGUUUUAGUUAAUGUUUGGUGGGCGCGCAAGCAACACUGGAUAGCAACAUGAAUACACUUAUAUUCUUUGCAGCCGUCGUGGCCAUGGCUUCAGCCACUGGUGAGGAGAAGAUCCUCAAUGAUGGAAACAACGUGUUUACUGCCAACAUGUUUUCGGAGGUGGUAAAAGAGCAGGCCGGCAAGAGCGUGGUGAUGUCCGCCUUCUCUGUCCUGCAGCCGCUGGCUCAACUGGCCCUGGCCUCUGUCGGCGAGUCCCAUGACGAGCUCCUCAGAGCCAUCGGCCUUCCCAACGACAAUGUGACCAAAGCAGUGUUCCCCAAAGUGACCGCUCAACUUCGAGCAGUACAAGGAGUGAAACUGAACAUGGCCAACAAAAUAUACAUUCCCACAAACGCUCAAGUUAAGGAAGACUUUGCCGCACUCUCAAAGAGCGUCUUCGGUUCAGAAUUCAAGAACAUUGACUUUACGAAAAAUGUGCCUGCUGCUCAGGAAAUCAACUCAUGGGUGGAGGAUCACACAAACCACAAAAUCAAGGACUUGGUCGACCCGAACUCCCUGGGAGCUGAUACUCGUGCGGUCCUCGUCAAUGCUCUGUACUUCAAGGGUUCGUGGGAAAAAAAAUUCAAUGAUAAGGCUACUACUGAUCGUGACUUCCAUGUAACUAAAGACAAGACAGUGAAAGUGCCGACGAUGUACAAGAAAGACGAAUUUAAAUACGCCGAGAGCAAAGAGCUCGAUGCUAAGCUCUUGGAACUGCCAUAUGAAGGAAAGGAGGCAUCUUUCCUUAUCGUCCUCCCCAACGAAAUCGACGGUCUGCCAGCUUUGCAGGAGAAACUGAAGAACCCCACUGCCUUAGACAAAGCUGUUGCCGAGAUGCGCGAGGUGGAAGUCAACGUCUACCUCCCUAAGUUCAAGAUUGAAACUACUAUCGACCUGAAGAAAGUUCUGCAAAAGAUCGGCAUUACCAGCCUUUUCGACGCCGCCAAGGCCAGAUUGGACAAUCUCUUGAAGAACGAAAGCGGUCUGUACGUCAGUGAUGCCAUCCAGAAGGCUUUCAUUGAAGUCAACGAGGAGGGUGCCGAGGCAGCUGCAGCUAAUGCAUUUCUCGUGGAGGAGUCGUUGGCCCUAGUCGAAGAGCUGUACUUUGACGCCGACCAUCCAUUUAUUUUCCAUCUUAGGCAAGGAGCCCGUACACUUUUUAACGGAGUUGUCUAUUUCUGAAUUGUAUGUUAUACCAGUGUUCAUAAAAAAGUGAUAUAUAAUAGUGACUUAAAUACGAAACAUGAAUCAAAAUAAUGUUGUUCUAUUUUAGGUUAAGUACUUACACUUUUCGAUUACUUUUAGUGGGGUUAGUACUUAGUAAGUAGGAUAUCAUUCAUUUUAGUGAUUUAGCUACCCUACAUAGCAUUUUUUUGUCUUUAUAUUGCUAACCGCUUCUACCUCUCAAAUGAAUAAAAAUCAAAUAACCAAUUGUGAACAUUUUUUCUGAUUCUCACUGAUGGACUAAAAAUAAAAUAGAGACUAAUGUUUAAAGCAGA